UGGUGAUUCGAGGUGUAGAAGUGACUGAGACCAGCUGCAAAGAGUCGAGCGGGAUCUACAUCUGCAGCACGCGACAACACGAGAGCACGUGAUGCGGAACAGCUGCGCGCGCCAAGCUCUCAACUUUCCGUACCGAGCUUCGCGAGUGAACGUUUGCAACAACACUCGACCAACGCGCUUUGAACAUGUCUGGACUCGCCGAUUAUCUGGCCAAGAAUUAUCUCACAGCAGACUCGGAAAAGAAGUCCAAGAAGCGCAAGAGGAAGAACAAGGAUGCCGGACUCAUCAUUGACGACGACGACAGUCUGGGCUGGAAAGACAAGGCAGACGACGACGACGAGGAUGCGCCAAUGAUAGUCGGUGGAGGCACACUCAAAAAGUCCAAGAAGAAGUCCAAAGGCACCAGUGCCGCAACAUGGACAGCAGUGGGUGUCGCCGCGCCCUCCCACGCCGAACAACUCGCAGCCGAUGCAGCUGCCGCCGACGCCAUUAUAGCAGGGACCGCCGCCGAUCGCCAAAAAGCUGCUGAAGCCGAGGAUGAAGCACCAGAGAUGGUAGACACAGACGGCGUCAUGAGGAUGGAGUCUGGCGCUAAGGCAGGACUGCAAAGCGCCGCUGAGGUCGCGGCAGCAACGAAGAGAAAACAAGACGAGGACAAGCGCAAGGCCGAGGAGGUCGCAAAGGAAUUGGGGAGCGCCGCGCAAGAAACUAUUUACCGAGACGCCAGUGGUCGCAUAAUCAACGUCGCAAUGAAGCGCGCAGAAGCGCGCAAAAAAGCCGAAGAAGAGGAGCGCAUAAAGCGGGAAAAGGAGAAGGCAGCUCGCGGAGAUGUACAGAACGCAGCGGCCGAGCGCAGGAAACAACAGUUACAGGAUGCAAAGACAAUGACCAUUGCGCGGUAUGCAGAUGAUGCAGAACUCAACGACGAGCUGAAAGAACGGGGGCACUGGAACGACCCGGCUUCAGGCUUUCUGCGCAAGAAAAAGGCUGGACGUAGUAUUACCGGCAAGCCUCUGUACCAAGGACCAUUCCAACCAAACCGGUACAACAUCCGUCCAGGGCAUCGGUGGGAUGGCAUCGAUCGGGGAAAUGGGUUCGAGAAGCAGUGGUUUGAUUCGAGAAACCGCAAAGCAAAUAUCGAGAAGCUGGAGUACCAAUGGCAGAUGGACGAGUAGGCUUCUGGACCUGUUCUUAGCAAGCUCUCCAGAGCUCUUGUAGGGACAUGACAUGGAUAUUAUUUGCAUAGCGAGGCGUUCGGAUUUAUUACAUAUAAGACGCUGCAGGAUAUAGAUCUAUCGUCGUUUUCAUGUUAGACCCU
Molecule: messenger RNA, 1318 nt
Organism: Alternaria alternata
Lineage: Eukaryota; Fungi; Ascomycota; Dothideomycetes; Pleosporales; Pleosporaceae
Exons: 2
Coding region: 186-1175 (329 amino acids)
Biological process (GO): mRNA splicing, via spliceosome
Cellular component (GO): U2-type spliceosomal complex; RES complex
Molecular function (GO): RNA binding
Source: RefSeq, a predicted model, not a curated record